Messenger RNA from Ziziphus jujuba (common jujube), 753 nucleotides. RefSeq lists its product as uncharacterized. NCBI's taxonomy places the organism in Eukaryota, Viridiplantae, Streptophyta, Magnoliopsida, Rosales, Rhamnaceae. The transcript is spliced from 3 exons. Bases 1 to 753 code for a protein of 250 amino acids. The record is from RefSeq and is a predicted model, not a curated record.
AUGCCACCUAAGAGAUCAAGAUAUGUACCAGGAAAAGAGAUUUUGGUUCCUAGGAUGUCUCCUAGGACUACCCCAGCACAAAGAGAGACUUUGGUCUCUAGGAAGUCUCCUAGGACAACCCCAGCAGAAAGAGAGACUUUGAUCCCUAGGAGGACACCAUCACAAAGAGAGAAUUUGGUUCCUAGGAGGUCUCCUAGGACGACAGCAUCAUCUAGAAGGACUACAUCGCCUAUGGAGACACCAUCCCCUAGAGGUCGACAACCUAUGCAAACACCAGAUCGUUCCACAACACCAACGCCUAGUGAGACAUCAAUACCUAGUGGUCCAGAGUAUGCGGAAACACCAAUUCCAAACAUUACAUCGUCUAGAGGUCAUUCUCCUAUAGAUCCUGUAGAUGAGAGUACUGAAGAUACACCUGUAUCCACUGGUAUGUUGGAUCAGUUUGACAUUGAUCUGAAUGAUCCUCAAUGGAUAGAUAUUAUUGAGAGGCAUUGUCAUGAUAGAAAUGCUAGAUUCAUUUCUGGUGUUGGACCAGCUCCAAAAAAGAGCUACAGCAAGCUGCUUAACCAACCUACCCCUCAGUUGGCUACAGAGUUUGAAGAUUACAAGGUUAAGGUAAAAAGACUUGCACAAGUUGUGGAUCAACAGGCAGAACUCAUUGCCAGACUUUCUGCAUUCUUGGAUGUGAGUCAGCAUCCUUCAAGCCACAACCAGUCGCCGCCACCACCACCACCUACUGCAACAAUGACUUGA